Electrophorus electricus (electric eel) is the source of this 2304-nucleotide messenger RNA. It is a transcript of the gene alg10, whose product is annotated as ALG10 alpha-1,2-mannosyltransferase. Gene Ontology annotation, molecular function: dolichyl pyrophosphate Glc2Man9GlcNAc2 alpha-1,2-glucosyltransferase activity. Lineage: Eukaryota; Metazoa; Chordata; Actinopteri; Gymnotiformes; Gymnotidae. Gene Ontology annotation, biological process: protein N-linked glycosylation; dolichol-linked oligosaccharide biosynthetic process. The record is from RefSeq and is a predicted model, not a curated record. Gene Ontology annotation, cellular component: endoplasmic reticulum.
AACGUUCCGGGCUUGCGACAUUAAUAACUUAACAGAACGAUAAUAUGAGCGAUAGCCAAUUAACAUUAACGACCAUUAAUGCAAUUACGUUAAACCAUUGCUUUUAAACAUCUGAAUAUACCGUCGACACGGCAAACCUCAGACGGAACACCUUAAAACAGUCCGGUUGCCACCCGGAAAGUAAUAAUUGUCAUGCCAGCCAGCUAUGCUAGCAUAGCUGUAUCGAGCUCUCCGUUAGCUAGCAGGAAUAUGUCCAAAAUGUCCCAAAGUAGUUAAAGUUAAUGAUUUAACUUAUCAUAUUUUUGUGGAAUAGCAUUUCCAUUAACAAUAGCUAGUUAAUAAUUUAAAAAACGAGUCAUAUUAAGCGAGGCAGCAAGUAAAUGAUGAUGGAGAGAUUUGAAGGAUACAUUUUUACAGCUCUCUGUAGCACGAAUUUUUUAAUAUCCUGUCUUCUCUUUUCUAAAAUCACACGAGAACAAAGAGACCCGUAUAUGGAUGAAAUAUUUCAUGUGCCACAAGCGCAGAAAUAUUGUGAAGGGAAAUUUAACGAGUGGGAUCCUAUGAUCACUACGCUACCUGGUCUGUACCUGGUGUCCGUAGGAGUGAUCAAACCGUUGGUAUGGCUGGCAGAUUGGACAGGUGACGUUGUGUGCUCUACUGCGAUGCUGCGCUUUGUUAAUCUUCUUUUUAACUGCGGGAACCUCUACAUACUGUAUGUCACCAUCUGCAAAUUACACCUCAAAGACAAGUCCCGGGCCGCUGGACGGAGGGUGCUGUCUGCUCUGACCCUGUCUACCUUUCCGGUGCUCUACUUUUUCACGUUCCUCUACUACACGGACGCCGGCUCAACCUUCUUCACCCUCUUCGCCUAUCUCAUGUGCCUGUAUGGCUGCCACAAAGCAGCGGCUCUCCUGGGCAUCUGUGCCAUGCUCUUCCGCCAAACCAAUGUCAUCUGGGUGGCUUUCUGUGCCGGCUCAGUCGUGGCUCAGAAAAUGGACGAGGCCUGGAGGUUGGAACAGUCGAAGAAGAGGGAUGAGAAGUCACCCUCGCGGAUCUUGCUGGCAGUCAGCGGGGCGAGGAAAGUAGCGCGCUUCUUGCUGGGAUAUCUCACAACGCCCAUCAACAUAAAGGCAGCGGUCUCAUCGACGUGGCCCUACGCCGUGGCUGGUUUGGGCUUCGUUGCCUUCGUGGUUUUCAAUGAUGGGAUUGUGGUUGGCGACAGGUCCAGUCACGAAGCUUGCCUGAACUUCCCUCAGCUCUUUUAUUUCUUCUCCUUCACUCUGGUCUUCUCCCUGCCUGUCUCUCUCUGCCGUCAGCAGCUCAUAAAGUUCCUGCACGUUCUCAAAAAGCACCUUUUGCUGCUUCUGCUCGUAACAGUUGUGUCCCUGCUUCUGGUCUGGAAGUUCACUUUUGUUCACAAGUAUUUGCUGGCAGACAACAGGCAUUUUACUUUCUAUGUGUGGAAGAACAUCUACCAGAAGCACCAGCUGGUUCGCUUCCUCCUGAUCCCUGGGUAUUUGUUUGCUGCAUGGAGCUUCCUGGACACUCUGAAGUCCAAAUCCUUGUUUUGGAUCUUGGCGUUUUGUGUUUGUUUAGUGGCCGCUACAGUUCCUCAGAAGCUUCUGGAGUUCCGCUAUUUCAUUGUGCCAUAUCUUCUGUACCGCAUCCAUAUUCCUCUGCCUUCUCUCCCCAGACUGCUGCUCGAGUUUGGACUCUACACAGUAGUCAACGCAGCCACGGUCUACAUAUUCCUGCACAAGACAUUUCAGUGGGACAAUAGUGACGCUGUGCAGAGAUUCAUGUGGUGAUUUCUGAACAUUAUAAUAUGGUCACUUUUUUUUACUGAAGCAAAUUAAGAGAGGAUCUUCUUACUCACCACUUAAUUUCCUGUUGAUUCAAGUCAGCAAAUAGGCAACUUGAAGUUGCCAAAAAGGACACUGAAACAUUCUCAUUUGGAAGUGUAAUAAUUUUUUUACAAUAUGCCCUGUCACAUUAUGCUAGUUUAGAAUUUCCAAUGGUGGGUCAAACAAGCAAGAGGUUUUCAAAAAUUGUCCUUUUGUUGUUUUGAGUGACAUUUGUGCUUACGGUGUUCAUUGUUUAGUUUUUUUUUUUGCUGCUUCUGUGUUAGUAUUACUGUUUAAGGAGUACAAGAUGGAAGUCUUCUACAGUUCCUCACUUGAUUGCUUUUUCCUUUUGAAUGGCCUUUUCUUUGAAAGGUACCUCUUCUGUGUUUAAUGCAUAGUUAAGGUGCAAUCCCCCAUUUUGAGGGAAUGACAGGAAUUAUAAAGUGCUUAUGUUCCUUGG